Messenger RNA from Chironomus riparius, 2205 nucleotides. The record is from the annotation of a GenBank genome assembly. Lineage: Eukaryota; Metazoa; Arthropoda; Insecta; Diptera; Chironomidae.
GUGAGAAUUCGAGUUAAAUUAAAAUAAUUAAUAAAAGGAAAACUACAGACAUUGUGUGAUUUUAAAUUUAGCUAUUACAGCAUUCUUCAUCCAUCCAUCUAUCGGAUUUGAUCGGCAUAAUGAAUAUGUCCAGAGACGUGCGGGAAAAGCCAACGAAUGGAAUUAUUUUUGAUCCAUACAAAUUAAGUGAUUUGGACAGACAAUUAUAUUUCCAAAAUCAAUUGAUCAUUAGAAAUGAGAUACAAGAAUGCGAACGUUUGUCAAGAGAAUUAAGAGAACCGAUUUUAUCGUUCAAAAUUGCGGAAUUAAAAGAUGGGACAUUUUACAUUUUUGAGAUAAAUUCACAUAACACACUCGACGUUCAAGAACAAUGUACCGUCUUUGCUUCAAAAUUUAAUAAGGACUCUCAGUUUCUACAUUUCUUAGUACAUGAAGUGAGAUUGGGAGAAAGUACAAUGAGAAUUAAAACACAAUUAAUUAGUUACACAAAAGAGCGCAACAUAACCGACACAUACAAAUUCAUUGGAAUAAAAUGUGAUAUAGGAUCACUUAAAUCAAGAGAACUUGCGAUUAAGCAAUUCUUCGCCAAUCAAGUUAAAGACAAAACACCUAGAUUUCCUUCCAAAAUUGGUGAUGUCUUAAAAAUGCAACUGAACAAGUCUGAAAAAUUUGAUAAAAAGUCCGAUGGUGAUGAACAGGAAAAUGCUAUAUAUGAUGCGCUGAAAAAUUAUGUUACCAUAAUUCAAGGUGCACCGGGCACAGGAAAGACACAAGUAGCAUGCGAAAUUGCAAGACGACAUGAGCAAUUUUAUCCAGAUUUAAAAGAAUUAAAAAUUUUAAUCGUUUCCACGCAAAAUGUCGCAAGCGACAAUUUAUUAGCAAGAUGUUUGACAUCAUUCGAAGGAAAGUAUGAAGUGAUGCGAUACAAUUCACAACUACACAAGCUCGUUACAUCAUUCAAGGAUUACUGCUUGGAAUCUAAAAUUUUGAACAUGCUUGAAACUGGUGAAAUUGAUGAUAAGAAGCAAAAUGAGUAUGAAAACCUUCAAUCGAAUGUUUAUGAAGCAAACUAUGCAUUUGAAGACUUAUUAAAGCAAAGUUAUGAUGGCCCAGCUAGAAAUAGUGCAAAGAGAGCAAUAACACAGGCUGAGCAACAGUCACAACAAUUUGUAAAAGAGUUGGUUGGAGAUUUUAUUAACAAAAAUGUGAAUGUUGUCGUAACAACAAUCAGUUCGAUAAAAAAUUUAUCAAGGAUGGUAAAAUGGAAGUUAGUGAUUGUGGAUGAGGCUGCAUACACACCACCUUACGAUAUUUUCAUGUCAUCUGUUUACUGCGAACCAAACAUUGGCAAACUUGUGUUACUAGGAGACAUUAAGCAACUCCAACCUUUCUAUUUGCAUCCAAAGAAUCAAGAAAAAGUGACUACUAGCAACAAUGUGAAAAUAUUACAAGAAAAAUGUAGAAGCAUCCAGUACAGAUUAGUACAUGAUUUAAAGUUUGCUAAUACGUGCUUUUUACACAAACAAAAUAGAUGUGUACCUGAAAUUUCAAACUUAGUAAGCGGUUUAUUUUAUGAAAAUACACUACUAUCGCACAAUAUUGAUCAAAAAACGCGCAUAAGUUUGAAAACCGGAAGGCACAUUAAAAUAAUUUUUCACCAAAGCAUGGACGAACCUUUGGGAAUGAACAAUUUGAUGUAUAAUAGUACAUCAUAUAUCAACAGAGGUGAAGCUGAUAUGAUUGUUGAAGUGGUCAACAACUUACACGAGACAUUGGAUAUGAGAGAUAUGGAGUUUUCAUUAAGUGACAUAACUGUACUUACAUUCUACAAGCAGCAAAAAUUUUUGCUGAACACAAAAAAAAUGAACGUUGAAAUUAGUACAGUGGAUGCUUUCCAAGGACGGGAAAAUAAAAUAAUAAUAAUAUCAUGUGUCCGUCAAAACGAGCAGAAGAACAUUGGAUUUUUAGAAGAUGUUUUUAGAUUAAACACAGCUUUGUCACGAGCAAGAGACGUCUUAAUACUGGUUUGUGGAGAAAUGUUUAAAACAUUCAAAGAAGACACUAUCUGGGGAAGGCUCGUUCAGGCAUGCAACAAAUAGAAUAAAAAUUAAACUAAUGAAAAAAUGAAAUUUAAUAAAAUAAUGGAGAAUUAAAAUAAAUGAUACGAAAUUAAUAAAAAUAAACUUUAUUCUGAAAUCUAAAUCA